AUGGCAGAUCUGGAUCCGUGGCUGGCCAGCCUGUCAGCAGAACUACUCGGGCGUCUACAAGAUGAUCCGUCAUGUCGACCGCGCACGCUCGUCUUGCAUCAUCGCGGCCGGCUAGAUACGGACCAUGCGAAGAAUUGGAUGGCAGGGCGCACUUCUGAGUUGACAAAAACAGUCAGCAGAUCGUGCGCUUUUCCUGAAUGUUCCGUGGCGUCCAUAAAACCUGGCAGCGCCGCUGGAGCAGACUGGCCAAUCCCGGCAUCAGUCAUAGCAGAGACCGCAAGGAAGCUCUUGCAAGAGCGGGUCAGCUCCCCCUUCCCUUGCAGCCGCCUGGCUCUGGGAGCAACAGAUUUCGUCAAGGUCGAACAUCACGGGCCUCGCAUAACCGCCUUCUUCAACGCCAAAGCUCGCGAGGAUCAAGAAGGUCCUGAGGAGAAGUCGCCGCCGCCUACCGAGUCGGAGUCUGAAAACGAAGGCUUCGACUUUGGCAGCGAGGAACCCGUGACAGAGGUGCCGCCCGCGACCGCACAAACGAAGGAGAGCCGCCAGGGCCAGGACGUGCUUCCAAUCAACGUUGCCGAGUUCCAUCGCGCGAGCCGUUUGCAUUUCCUGGGCACCUGGCGGGAGCGCUUCGAGCGCUGGCGUGCCGCUGGUGGAGGCGGAGCAGGGCCAGAAGUUCCAGAGCAGGCCGACCGACUGCGUCAGGAGGUGGCAGUGCUUCAGCAAGAUGAUGCCGAGGCUGUGUGGGCUCAUUUGGACAUGGAUUGCUUCUUCGCCUCCGUAGCAACUCGUGACAUGGCCCAGUCGGCCGGGACAGAAGCAGAGGAGGAGGUUCCCACAGCCGUGGUCUCUGGGCUGGGAGCCAGUUCGGAAAUAUGUUCAGCGAACUAUGCCGCUCGUCGCGCUGGCGUGAAUACUCAUCUCUGGUCUGUUGAGCGAGCGCGGUCAGUUCUGCCAUCGUUGAGGCUGGUUCCAAUAUCAUCUGAGCUACUUCGCUCCGUUGAAGAGACCUGGAAGAAGGUAUACCAGCUGCUUGUGGUGGCUUGCAAAGACGAGCCAGACCAUGUGUUCAUGAGAUCUUGCGAUGAGGCCGCAUUGUCGGUGAAAGGAGUGCGGGAUCCCUUGGCUUGGGCAGAAGCCCUGCGCGAGGCCGUUCGUGUGCAGACAUGCUGCACCUGCAGCGUUGGCAUCGGGCCAAGCCAACUCGUUGCGAAGCUCGCGACGAAGGCCUGCAAGCCAAACGGACAGCGGAGGGUAUUGCAGAAGGAGGUCAGGCCAUUCAUUGCUGAUCUGCCCUUGCGGGACAUGCCGCAGGGUCAGUUUACAGGGAUCCCGGAAGCUUGGGGCUCAAGGGAAGCAGAAGACAUUGAAGCUGGGAUUUAG
Molecule: messenger RNA, 1380 nt
Organism: Symbiodinium necroappetens
Lineage: Eukaryota; Dinophyceae; Suessiales; Symbiodiniaceae
Source: the annotation of a GenBank genome assembly